AUGAAGCGCCUGGUGCAAAAGCUUGCUCGAGACUCACAUAAAGAGUUCACCAAAGUGGAGAUGAAAUCAAGAUUCUCCGAGAUAAGCUUCAACGCUCUCAUGAAAAUGAUUUUGGGGAAAAGGUAUUGGACAGACGACAAUGAGGUUGGGGAUGUGGAAGAGGGAAGAAAAUUUCAAGGGAUUAUGCAUGAGUUUGUGCCAAUAGCAGGGGCAAAUAACGCUGCAGACUACUUGCCCAUAUUGAGGUGGUUUGAUUAUGAUCACUUGGAAAGCAGGCUCAAGAGUAUGGCCAAGGGAAUAGACGGGUCCCUGCAAGGGCUCAUUGAUGAGCAUCGAAAUGCAAAGCACAAAGCAAACUCUAUGAUCGAUCAUCUUCUGAGUCUCCAAGAAUCACACAACCUGAGUACCAUAGAGAUCAGAUUAUUGAGGGCCUCAUAUGGGUAA
Molecule: messenger RNA, 444 nt
Organism: Neltuma alba
Lineage: Eukaryota; Viridiplantae; Streptophyta; Magnoliopsida; Fabales; Fabaceae
Product: cytochrome P450 81E8-like
Exons: 1
Coding region: 1-444 (147 amino acids)
Molecular function (GO): iron ion binding; heme binding; oxidoreductase activity, acting on paired donors, with incorporation or reduction of molecular oxygen
Source: RefSeq, a predicted model, not a curated record